Molecule: messenger RNA, 465 nt
Organism: Vigna unguiculata (cowpea)
Lineage: Eukaryota; Viridiplantae; Streptophyta; Magnoliopsida; Fabales; Fabaceae
Source: RefSeq, a predicted model, not a curated record
AUGUCACUUGCCUGUGGAGAUGGAGCACAAGGCAUACUAGGCCUUGAUGUUUUGAAUUUUGAGCCCUCCUUAUCUACUGAGAAGAGAAGGAUGCAAUUGUUGAAGCUUGAAGAGAUGAGAUUGACUGCAUAUGAGAACUCCAAAAGCUACAAGAAGAGAGUCAAAAUGUAUCAUGAUAAAAAGCUGUUUAAGAAAGAAUUUCAACCUGGCCAACAAGUGUUGUUGUUCAAUUCCAGGCUCAAAUUAUUUCUGGACAAGAUCAGGUCUAAAUGGUCUGAACCCUUCACCAUUAAGGAAGUCAAACCCUAUGGAGCAAUAAAGUUGAUGGAUCCCUCUUUAGAUGAUCCAAUAAGGAGUUGGGUUGUGAAUGGUCUAUGGCUUAAGCACUGUCUAGGGGGUGAGGUUGAACGCCUCACCAUUAUCAUUCAUCUAGAUGACCCCGUGAGCUUACAAGCGUUGAGUUAA